UACGCUUAAUUGUUUUAAUUGAACGCAAUGUACUUGAGGAUCCUCUCCUUUCAACUCCUAUUGAUCUCAAGUUAGUUUUUGAUCGAGAGACGUUGAAAUAGCACGCGUCUUGCAUUUCUUAGAUGUACUGAGUUAAAGCUCGAAAUGCAUGUUACAUACAUCCUGGCCUUUGUACUUAUGAUGGUUGGAGCUCCAACUCAGGGAGUUGAUUGCGAUGGAGGAGACUGUCUGCCGUAUCAUCGUUGCUUGUAUGCCAAGAAGUUGAAGAAAGUUCCGUACUGUGCCGAUGGAUCCGUUUGCUGCAGGCCACCCACGAGACCAACGAAUGACUCGCCAUCGAAAAGAGCCUGCCAGGAGUAUUCAAACGACCAGUCCUUCUGCCCACCGGAGCUUCUAAUUUUCAACGGAAAUGGGACCGACCGACAUGAGCGUCAGUACAUGGCUGUGAUCGGGAAGAGGAGCAGGGGAAGCGCGACGGAAAAGCCGGAAUGGAUAUGCGGCGGGACCGUGAUUCACGAGAGAUACGUGCUAACUGCGGCCCAUUGCAUCCUACUCAUGGAUGAAGACCCGGACUUCUUCGUUGGGCUGGGUGCCUACAACAAAAGCCAGAGCCAGGUGUAUCAAGUAGUCAACGUGACCCAUCACCGGGACUACGACGAAUUGAGCUCAGUUAAUGAUAUUGCCCUGCUGCAGCUGAAUGAAACCAUCGUUUUCAAUGCGAAAAUCAAGCCAGCCUGCCUGGCCACGUCUCCAGUCGAGGACCACGAAGCGCUGACCGUUUGCGGAUGGGGUUACCUGGACUCCGUGAGCAAAAGGCAGCCCGACGAGCUGCGCAAAGCAGACUUGCAGGUACUCCACAUUUCGGACUGCUCCCGGGCCAGCAGUGACAUGCACAUCUGCGCCGGCGGCGUCAACAACAUCAGCGACGUGUGCCGCGGGGACUCGGGAGGACCAUUGGCCAAGUGGCAUCCCAGGUGGGGCGGCUGCCUGGGUCAGGUGAUCGGCAUUGUAUCCACUGGCGGAUUAUGCGACGCCCAAUAUCCGCGUACUAAAUUCACCAACGUUUAUUUCUAUGUCGAGUGGAUUGAAAGUAUCGUUUGGCCUUCCAAAAAUAAGAAAUAG
Drosophila teissieri is the source of this 1122-nucleotide messenger RNA. RefSeq names its product beta-fibrinogenase brevinase-like. Lineage: Eukaryota; Metazoa; Arthropoda; Insecta; Diptera; Drosophilidae. Gene Ontology annotation, biological process: proteolysis. The transcript has 3 exons. Gene Ontology annotation, molecular function: serine-type endopeptidase activity. The record is from RefSeq and is a predicted model, not a curated record. The coding region runs from base 145 to 1122 and encodes 325 amino acids.